Messenger RNA from Dovyalis caffra, 873 nucleotides. The record is from the annotation of a GenBank genome assembly. Lineage: Eukaryota; Viridiplantae; Streptophyta; Magnoliopsida; Malpighiales; Salicaceae.
AUGGUGGCAGAAAUAUCAGCAUAUGAAGAAUGUCGCCAAAAGAGAAUGGAAGAGAACAAGAAAAGAAUGGAAGUCCUCAAUCUCCACAAGCUUUCUCAAGAUCUUAAAAACUCCUCUACCAAACCCUCUCCGAGUAAACGUGCAAAAACUCGAGUAGUUGAGAAACAAGUGGUUGUGGUUAGGAGGUCCAGUCGUGUCGCAAACCAACCUGCUCCUUUUUAUAAAGAAGUUGUUAUUGAUCGCGUGGUGAUACCAAGAAGGAUUUCUAAGGCAAGAGAUUUGUCAAACCGGGUGUAUGCUACUGAUGAAGCCAGGGCAAAGGCUAUGGAGAAAGCAGAAAAGCUACAGUCUGAUUUAGGUUCCGACUGUCCAAUCUUUAUAAAAUCAAUGCUUCAAUCCCAUGUUACUGGUGGAUUUUGGCUGGGUCUUCCGGUCGACUUCUGCAGAAGGAACCUUCCAAGGCGUGACGAUGUCAUCACUUUGAUAGAUGAAGAUGCGCAUGAGUAUCAAGUUAUAUAUUUAGCCCGAAAGAAUGGACUAAGUGGUGGAUGGAAAGGGUUCGCUGUUGCUCAUGGGCUGGUAGAUGGAGAUGCUGUGGUUUUUCAGUUAAUCAAGUCUACAGCAUUCAAGGUAGUGGCAGAUUGCCUGGCCGCGCAUGUAGCAGGAAUUUUUGGUCCUUGCCCCCGCGGGAAGGGAAAAUUAGCGCGAAUGCCGCUUGAAUAUUUGAGGCCCAUGGGUCCGUUGAUAACCUGUAAAGAUUGGUGCAAAGGGCUUCUUGGCUGUUUGGAGGUGUUUCGAACCACGUGCUCUCGAAUUAGAGAUAAACUGGCGCCGAGAAUUUCGGGGUCCUCCAAGCGGAUGUCAAAGGAUUAG